Macrobrachium nipponense is the source of this 1671-nucleotide messenger RNA. RefSeq lists its product as uncharacterized. NCBI's taxonomy places the organism in Eukaryota, Metazoa, Arthropoda, Malacostraca, Decapoda, Palaemonidae. Gene Ontology annotation, biological process: DNA integration. The transcript has 2 exons. Gene Ontology annotation, molecular function: nucleic acid binding. The record is from RefSeq and is a predicted model, not a curated record. Bases 1 to 1671 code for a protein of 556 amino acids.
AUGCCCUAUUUCAAGAUAAACGGCCGAGGUCAGAUGCGUCUCAUCCAGUGUGGCUCUCGUUUCCUUACGGAUACAGAGACUCGCUACGCCACCAUAGAGCUGGAGCUACUUGCAGUCACUUGGGCUAUAGCUAAGUGCCGCCUAUACUUGUCUGGACUUCAACAUUUCACCUUAAUGACUGACCAUCGCCCCUUGAUACCAAUUCUCAAUCACUACAAAUUGGAUGCUAUUGAGAAUCCACGCCUUCAACGCCUCAAGAUGAAAGUGGCCCCCUACCUCUUCAAUGCAGUAUGGCACGCAGGGAAACAACUUUGCAUACCAGAUGCCCUGUCUCGCUCCCCAACCAGUCGCCUCACACCUGAAGAUGAAGAGGAGUGCACCACUUCGACUGCACAUGUCAGGCGUAUCGUUGCCAGCACUGCCACUUCCACUGACGACCAGGCAACAGGACCCAUCGUCGAAGAAGACAAGUCUCUACAAGAAAUCCGCACGGCCGCAUCUCAGGAUCAAGAUUACAGUCGUCUCGUUUACUACGUCUCCAACGGUUUUCCUACCAACCGCUAUGAUCUCCACGCUUCCGCCCUCCCGUAUUGGAAGCUGCGGGACAACCUUUACGCGGAUGGAGAGUUAGUAUUGUAUGGACCCCGGAUCAUCAUCCCUGCAGCCCUCCGUAGACGCACCUUGGAUCGACUCCACGACAGCCAUCGAGGGAUUGAAGCUACUCGACGUCGUGCAAUGCAGACAGUAUUCUGGCCAGGUAUCAAUGCAGAUAUCAAGAGUAAAGUAGAAAGCUGGAAAUCCUUCCUUGUUAUUGCUGAUAGACUUUCAGGCUGGCCUGUGGUUGUUCCCUGUGGACGUGACACAACUUCAGCCAGAGUUACAAGAAUGUUCUGUGUUUUCUUCCGCGAGGUUGGUGUUCCACUCCGCUUACGAACUGAUGGAGGACCCCCAUUUUCCAGCCAUGACUUCAAGCAAUUUGCCGACCGCUGGGGAGUUCAUCACAUCAUCACUUCUCCACAUUACCCUCAGGCUAAUGGACACGCAGAAGCUGCAGUGAAAGCUGUUAAACAUCUUAUCCUCAAGACUGCCCCAUCCGGGAACAGAGAUUGUGAAGCCUUUGAUAGAGGACUGCUGGAGCUUCGGAAUACACCGAACCCUGCUGGACGCUCCCCUGCGCAGAUCCUCUAUGGCCAUCCUCUCCGCACUUAUGUUCUGGCUCACCCCAGAUCAUUCACAGAGGAGUGGCAAACUAAGACUGAAGAUUACGACCGUCGCACUGCUGCCCAAACCGACCAAGCCAUGAGCCUUUACAAUUCUCAUGCCCGCCCUCUACCCAAGCUCCCCAUCGGCCAACGAGUUAGGAUACAGGACUCAACGACGCUUCGAUGGGACAAGGUCGGCAUCGUGAUGGGCCGCGGAAUGUCAAGAAAGUAUGAAAUACGCCUUCCAAGUGGUCGUGUAUGGUUUCGAAACCGAAGACAUUUACGCCCAGUGGCUAACAUGAGUGAUGACACCUCUCCCCAAGUCCCUGUGUCCCCUUGCUCUGGCCAGGAAAGAGAGCCAUCAUUCGAACCCUCCAAUGUCCCUCGCCAUUCACCUCGACUAGCUCAGAGGAAUUUAUGUUCCGCUCGAGACACUGCUACGAGCGUAAAGGGGGAGGGAGGUGUAUAG